Molecule: messenger RNA, 1743 nt
Organism: Frankliniella occidentalis (western flower thrips)
Lineage: Eukaryota; Metazoa; Arthropoda; Insecta; Thysanoptera; Thripidae
Exons: 6
Coding region: 47-1528 (493 amino acids)
Biological process (GO): sensory perception of smell
Cellular component (GO): membrane
Molecular function (GO): olfactory receptor activity; odorant binding
Source: RefSeq, a predicted model, not a curated record
CGUUAGCGGUGCCGUGUGUGUAUACGGACGCGAAAUGUGAAUGUGAAUGCGUGAUGAGCGGCCUGACCGGCCCCACGCCAUGAAACUUGCACACGGCGGCGUUGCGUGCGCGAGCGAUGACCGUGCGUGCGCGCGCGCGCGUGUGUGUGCGUAUGUGUGCGCGCGCGCCCGUGGGCGUUGGGCGCCCCGCACUCGCCCCUGCACUCUUCCGGAGUGCGCGGUGCAGCGAGGCUCGCUCGCCCGGGCCACACUACUUGGUGUUACUCCGACAGAGGUGUCGCCUGCUGCGCCCCGGUACACACACACACCAUACGUGCCACACGCACUGAAAGGCCGCGGUCCACUCCGGCCGCCGCGGUGCCCGGGGGAGGACGACGACGACGACGACCACCACCAGGGUCCUCGGCGCGCCGCCAUGAAGCUGAGCGGCUACCUGGAGCGGCGCCUGGAGGAGGUGUGCCCGCCCAAGGGCGCCAGGCUGUCCAGGAGGGCGUUCAACGUCCUGCAGGGCACGCGGGUGUCGGUGGUGGUGUCCGGGGCCGUGGCGCUGCUCGCCAUCGUGGACUGCUUCACCAAGGAGUCGUACCUGGCCGCCAGCCUGGGCAUCCGCUUCCUCACCGGGAUCCUGUCGUGCAUCGUGGCCCAGGGCGUGUACGUGUACCGGCGCGAGGGCAUGCGGCGCGUGCUGGGCGACAUGGCGGCCGUGGCGCAGCGCCUCGAGGCCAACGCGGACGACGACGCGCAGGCGUCGAUGGCGCGCGCGGCCCGGCGGUGCGCGCGUCUGCAGCGGCUGUACGGCGCCUACUCGGUCAUGGUGGUCGCGUCGGUGCUGUUCCCCACGCUGUCCUCGGGCAGCCUCAGCAUGCCCGUCUGGCCCCGGCCAGAGCACACGCCCGAGCCCCGCGUGGCCGCGGCCGCUGCGCUCGCCUCGCAGGUGAUCACCGGGACGUGCUGCCCCAUCGCCUUCUACACGCUGGUGGGGCUGAUGGUGGUGACGCAGCAGGCGUGCGGCGCGCUGUACCGGGCGGCCGGCGCCGAGGUCCAGGCGGUGCGCGCGCCCGAAGCCCUGCUGGACUGCGCGCGCCUGCACGGCCGCCUGUCGGCCGCCGCCGCCCUGCUCGACCGCCUCACCUCGGACGUGAUGGUGCUGCUGCUCUCGGCUGUCCUGCUGCUGCCCAUCCAGGGCAUGUACGACAUCGUCCAGGGCCACAUCGACGCCUACCUCCUGUCCUCCUUCCCCAUCAUCCUGGUCGUCUUUGUGCCCAUAUGCAUCAGCGGACAGGGGCUGUCGGACGCGAGCGAGCUGGUGGGGCUGCGCGCGUACCAGGGCCGCUGGCCGGCCGAGGCGCCCGAGCACCGGCGCGUGCGCGCGUUCGUGAUGCUGCGCGCCUCGCGCCCGGCCUGCAUCACGUGCCGCGGGCUCGGCGCGCUGGGGCUGCCCGUCUGCGAGUCCGUGCUCAAGUCGUGGUUCUCGUACCUGCAGAUGCUGCUCAACCUCAGCAACAAGACGGCCCACGCCACCGACUAGUACUGCUGCAGCGGCAUAGGUUCAAAAAACAAAAAAGUUUGAGCUUUGGUCAAAAAUUACUGGUUUGAAGUUUUUGUUUAUCGUCUGGGCUGGUGUUCACCGAACUAUGUCGGAGUUCAUCGAAGUUGUUUUUACCAAGGUUCAAACAUGAGUAAAACCGAAGUUUUCCUGAGUGACGACACAUUGACAAUAAAUGACCCGCGCUGUGAAUCACU